This is a messenger RNA of Drosophila subobscura, 2251 nucleotides long. It is a transcript of the gene fd59A, whose product is annotated as fork head domain-containing protein FD3. Lineage: Eukaryota; Metazoa; Arthropoda; Insecta; Diptera; Drosophilidae. The record is from RefSeq and is a predicted model, not a curated record. The coding region runs from base 541 to 1908 and encodes 455 amino acids. Gene Ontology annotation, molecular function: DNA-binding transcription factor activity, RNA polymerase II-specific; RNA polymerase II cis-regulatory region sequence-specific DNA binding. The transcript has 2 exons. Gene Ontology annotation, biological process: cell differentiation; regulation of transcription by RNA polymerase II; anatomical structure morphogenesis.
CACAGCAGCGGCGACACAAAAGCCCAUGCAAGCGGCAGCGGCAGCGGUUUUCCAUAAAAUAAAUGUUUGAGUUAUGUAGAAAAACAUUUUGGGCGAGAGGAUUUUCGUUUUCGUUGCGAUUCAGUUAACAUUUGGCAGCCGGAUUCCGCCUCAGACAGACACGACGACCGGACCACCAUCCAAGUGUAUCUCCCCGAGCUUCAGCUUCAGCUUCAAGCUUUGAGUCUUCGUUUCGUCAUGUACAGUUAUCAGUAAGCGCCGCCGCCGCCGGUAACCGAAACCGUUAAGAAGCGAAACGCAAAACGAAAACGAAAACGAAAUGGUGCGCGAGUGACAUGGCCGAUUGGAUAUCGAAUUCAAAUUCCAAUUCAAACUCAAAAUCAAAAUCAAAGUGAAUAAUAAUAAUAAAUAAUCAGCCAAAUCGAACACAGUUCCUGAGCAAAAGUCAAAGCGAAAGUGUUGCGUCCUCUACUGCAUACUCGUAGGAGAAGAAUAGCAUAGAAUCUCCCUCUAGAAUCUAGUUAGUGAUAGUCGCUAAUCAUGCACACCAGCACGGAUCCCAUGCACACUCUGCACGACAGCGUCUCCCUGUCGCCGCCGUUGCACAAGAGCCAGCGGACCGGCAGUGCAUCAUCGCGAGCCGCCGCCGUGGAUGCCAUGUCCAUGGCCUGCGACGACAGCGAUCUGGAGCCGUCGGCCAUCGGCGGUAGCGCCGGAGAUGGUUCCGGCAAUGCCGGCGGUCCACUGGUGAAGCCGCCGUACUCCUACAUAGCCCUCAUCACAAUGGCCAUUCUGCAGUCGCCACACAAGAAGCUGACCCUCAGCGGGAUCUGUGACUUCAUCAUGUCGCGCUUUCCCUACUACAAGGACAAGUUCCCCGCCUGGCAGAACUCCAUCCGGCACAAUCUCAGCCUGAACGAUUGCUUCAUCAAGGUGCCGCGCGAGCCGGGCAAUCCGGGCAAGGGCAACUUCUGGACCCUGGACCCGCUGGCCGAGGACAUGUUUGACAACGGCAGUUUCCUCCGACGGCGAAAGCGAUACAAGCGGGCCCCCACAAUGCAGCGAUUCUCCUUUCCGGCGGUAUUCGGCACACUGUCUCCAUUUUGGAUACGCAAACCCGUGCCGCUGGUCCCGGUGCACUUCAAUGUGCCCAACUUCAACGGCAGCCGAGACUUUGACGUGAUGCACUCGCCGGCGGAUGUCUUCGACACGGCGCUGCGGGCGGACAAGAAGUUCAACUUUUUCGCCAAUGCCGAGGCAUCGCUGUACCAGAACGGCCAGAGUGGCGACAAGUUCGAUCGCCUCAACUUCAUAAAUCGCGCUCGGGGUGUGGAUGCAACAGAGGCCGUGGCCCACAGCAGUGGCGGUGCUGGGAGUAGAGUCGGCGGCAAGUACAAAAGUCCCUACCCCUUCGAUGUGGCGACUAUGGCCAGUGCCGCCGCUGGCAUUCCGGCCCACGGCGAGUACGGGGAGAGGGUCAGCGGCACCACCGGCGGUGGCUACAUGGAUCUCAAUGUGUACAACGACGAUGCGGAGGCGGAGGCAGAUGCGGAUGCAGAGACCGAGGCGGAGGCAGAGGCGGACGACGACUCGUGCGAGGACAAGAUCGAUGUGGAGAGCGCCAACGAGAACGACCAGGAGGACUCGCACAUAUCGGACUCGGUGGAUAGUGCGUGCACGAACCGGCUGGACGUGCCGGCGGAUAUGCUGCUGUUCGAGCAUGCCGAGACCUCCAGAAGCCCCAUUGUCCAGGCCCUCACGUCCAGUCCGAGGAGCCGCUACGACGGUGAGCCAGCCAGCCUGCGGUCCAACAAGCAGAGCUAUGCCAAGGACUUUCGCAUCGAGACGCUCAUCGGGCAUCAGCACCGUCGGACACCAGCGGCCAGUCACGACGAGGCGAGUGACUAGGUCCUGACGCAGGACACCCUAGGACCAUCCCCCGUUCCGCUUGGCUUGUGUAUAUUUGAUUCCACCCACGGUGAUUUCUGUCUCAUUUCGAUCUAAGCACUUUUUAACACACCCUUUGCCCCCUCUGUCCAACUAGUCACCCCCUAGCACCUAGCCAGGUCCGACAGCCACGUAGUGAUCAGUAUCUGUAGGAGUAGAAUAUGCCAGAGCACAGAGAUUUUAAUGCGACCAAAUCAAACGCUAUAGUUGCGAGUCCACUUACACACUGUAUAUCGGAAUCCAAGCAUAGAAUAUAUCUAUGCGAAUCUGAUCCAUUGCACAUCUAUAGCAUACUUUUAAAGUG